UAUCUAUGGUGGUAAACAUAGAUUAUACACAUAACGUAGUAAAUCAAGGUUGAAGGUAAACUCCGUGAUCGUGUCGUGUAAUGUAAUUUGAUAUUUAUUAUAAAAUGAAUGUAAAAAACAACAAAAUGGAUUCAAACCUAACCGGUAUGUGGGUAAGUUUCUUCACAACAGCUGGUAUACCAUCAGAUGUGGCUGCUACAUAUGCACUUACAUUUACCGAGAACAGGAUCCAGAGUGAUAUGCUGUUGGAUCUGAAUAAGGAGUACCUCAGAGACAUGGGGAUAACACGAAUGGGAGAUGUUAUUGCUAUAUUACGUCAUUCAAAACAAGUACACGAAAAUGCAGCUCGUGAUAAGGUGCUUAGUAAUACUAGUGUGAACAAGGUGCCUGUGGCGGCCAUCACAGGUCGCUCUACACUCCCACAACCUUCAUCACCGGCUAGUCGAAUCUUGGAACAUUACACUCGCAAUUCUCAGUCCGAAUCACCCAGCCCCUCACCACAAUUGAAACGGAAAGCAGUUCAACCUAAUGACAAUAUUGAUGAAAGUGAAAAGAACUUGAAGAAAGCACGUCUCAUUCGCUUUGGAUCAACAGGGCUGACCCAACUAGUUACCAGUGAAGCACCAUCUAACAAGCAAACGGUGUUCUCUCGUCUUGGUAGCAACGAAUCAGUUACCAAUGCAACAAAACCGUCCGCUAAGCCCAUAUACGCGAGAUUGGGUGCAAAAUCUGCACAAGUGGACCACGUCAUACCGAUGCAGAAAGAUGCCCUUAAAUAUGAAGGCAUAUUGAAAGCUUCCCCACCCACAAAGAAAACAGUGAUGGUAACUACUUCAAAGACGAACAUCAGAAAGAUCAACUGUACCAUGAGAGCUGAUGAGAUACCGGUCAGCGUUAAAGAAAAAUUAGCCAAACCUAAAUCUGUGAAAUUUUCAAAUCAAAUACAGUACAAAGAAAUUGAAAUAAAUAAAAAGAUUCAACCCAAGAAAGCCACACAAAUUUUUAAUAAACCAGAGAGGAGAUUGUCUAUGACUGAAACCAGUGUAAAAUCCAGAUUGGGCAACCAAAGUGCGAAUAACUUAACCAUUACGAGAAACGUUUUCAAUAGACUUGGUGUUUGAUCGUGUUUUGUUAAAGUGACUGUGUUCAAAUGUGAAAAUGUUCAAAGAAUAGUAAGUGAGUCCAGGAAGCAAACAAUAUAAUGUUAUUUGUUUUUAAUGAUUGAAUCAUAAAUUGUUUUUACUCUAUUUUUGUAAUGACAAUGCUUGGGGCGGGCAACCAACAUAGAACAAAAGAUAUUUGACUGAUGCCUGAGUCUUGCUUGCGACGUUUUCAAAAUAAGUUUACAUAUAUACAGAUUCCGAACAACGGAAUUGGGACCAUGGGUCUACCAAUAGCAGAGCAAUAUCACCCACUCAGUGGAAGAUCUUCCCUUCGUCGUUAAACCUCCCAUAUGUUCAAUAACCCAUUCUAUCUGAUAAGGAAACUAAGGACUUUUCUUACAAAAAAAUUAUAAUUUGCAUACACAUGUAGGAAGGCAGUCAGAAGCUAGGAACUCAUACUAAAAAAAAAAAAAUAUUGACACUAAUUGUUCACCGCAAUGCAUUUUCUGAAUUUUAUAGAGGUAGGUUCCACCACCCUGCCUGUUUUUGCCGCGAAGCAGUAAUACGUUUCGGUUUGAAGGGUAGGGGGCAGCCGUUGUGCUUAUACAACUGAAACAUAAAACUCUGGUCUUAAGUGGGUCGUCCACCCCACUAAGCAAUAUGGGUGUGUACAGUUGAACUGUAUGCUAGUUUUACUGGUUUCACCUAAAAAUUGCUUUUAAUGAAUAAAAGUGAGUAAGACCAGUUUACGAAAUUUGCACAUCACCACCGAAACCUCAAAAUGUAGACAUUUCCUCUUUUGUUUGUUAUUGACAUUUAAACAAAACUGGUUCUAUUUUUUUCUAUUCGUUCUAACAGUUCUUCAAUAUAUUUUUUAAAGUACUAAAUUUUUUAAUGAAACUAGUUUUUUGUUAUUAAUAACGUUAAAGAACGUUCAUAGCUAUUAAGAAACAAAAAACGAAACGAAAAAAUCAGUUUAGAGGUAGAGGGAGGAAAUGGCUUUGACUGACUCGGUAGUGCAGUGAUUAGCGCCCCUGACUGUUGCGGCAAGGGUCGUGGAUUCGAUUCAAACAUCGGGCAAACCUUUGCAAACGUUUGCUCUUUGUCUGGGUUUUUAUUAUCUAUAUAUGUAUUUAGACGUAUAUAAGUAUGCAUGUCAGUCUAUGGUACCCAUAACACAGUGCGUUAUUUGUUCCCUGUUAUUUAUUUAUUAUAAUGGUACUUAAUUCUUUUGUCUUUGCCAGUUACGUUUGCUUUUAUUUUCCUAGCUGUGCUGAUACCCUUGAGAGGCUAUACCAGCGUUACUGUAGCCGCUAGGGCCUAGCGUGUAGGUGAGCUCACGGGGCUCAAACCGAAAGUGUUGCUAAUACUGGCCCCAGCAAGAGCAGUGUUUCGUACCACCGGAUCGGAAACGCGAUCCACUGAGAAGAUCCGGCGAGAAACUCAGUGGGCUGUAUCUGUUGGUCAAAUACGUUUGCCGUAUACUGAGUAUACUAUAGUAGAAUUAUUUUGUCCGUGCAGUUUGGGUCAUAAAACAUAGCCCGGCUAGGGCGGUGAACAUGUUGCGCGGGCGCAACGCCAUUAUCGAUAAAAACAAAUGAGUCAUCGAAGGCAGGUACACGGCGGCGGGGUGGUAUACGAAGGGUGGUGAGACACGAGGUGGUGUUAUGUUACGAGUCAUUUGUUGCACAUACCUCCAAAUUAUAGUACAUAUGUCGAAGAGAAAUGUGAUUUUGUGCAUUCGCACUCUGAAUUUCUUCAGUGACACAAUGGCUACUCCUUUGUUUUGUAACAAAACGACAGAAUUUAUUCAAAUAUUUUGCUUGUUGGCAAAAAUAUAUACCAGCACAAGCACGUGUUAUUAUCAACAAUGUGUUAAAAUUUUUCACUGAAAUGAGAAUAGACCCCGAAUAGUUACAAAGUGUUAAUUUCUGCCGUUCUCGUUAACUUGCUGCGGCGAUAUGUGGUGUAAGUGUUCGAUUAGUGAUUUCAUUCAUUUUUAUCACUAACCCACAAAAUGACAAAACUAAAUACACUAUCGAUAACGCUUAUCGACAACAAUAAUGCGCAUCACUAUGCCCGUCCAUAAGGCUCGUGAGUGGAAGAGAGAGUGAAAUACUCGCUGCACCGCUCCGAUUUUUUAUGACCCAAACUGCACGGACAAAUUAAUUCUACUAUAGUUUAUUUGUAUGUAAUAGUAUACUAGUUUAUUUGUAUGAAUUUGUGUGUAGUUUUUUUGUCUUAUCCUCGGCUUUACAACUUUUUUCUCUAAAAUCUCCUCUAUCAACAUAUGUAUUGGGACUAAUUUUAAAUGUUAAAAAAAUAUAUUCUAAUUUAAAAGCUUAAAAAUUAAAUAGAUGUCCGUCCAUAGAGGUCGGGUGGACGUCUUUUGUCGAGGUGUGUCGGUGAUCGUAGACGUAUGGGGAUAGGAUCUUCAGAGUUUUGAUUUUUAUUUGAAUUAGAUAUUGUUGUUUCAGUAAACAUAAUUACUUAUUUGAUUUUUGUAAUUUGAAAUACGAUUUAAUGCCACCCCUGUAUUGUAUGAAGAAGUGGAAUGUUUUAAUUUUCCUAAUAGAUACAUAGUUUUGAUGUGUUUGUUAUGUUAUGUUAUGUUAAAAUUUAUUUUUAUUUUUGUCGUAAAGUUUGCUAUAACAUAAGUUUUGUGUUUUGUAACAUUGUAGUAUAUUAGGGAUUUGUGACAUAGAAACACAUUAGAUAGAUACAUAGAAGUAGUUAUGCUCUGGCUCUCUGAUUAGCGCUCGGACCCCCGGAUCUUUUGUGUCUAAUUUUUAAUCGAAUAAUGUUUGUUUGAAUUUCGUUUCUUUAUUUUUAAGAGUCCUAGAUGUGUACAAUGAGCUAACAGUCCUCAUGGUGCCGAAGUUAGAAGUCCACGGACCCUACAAACUUUCGCGACGCGUGGUUGAACGAAUAUAGAACGUAAGUUAUCCAUUCACUUACGCAGCCGCCUAUACCUAAUUGCUAACCGGACUGCAUUAUUGCUUCGUGGUAGGUACAGGCAGGCUGGUGGUACUCACCCGCGUGGCCUUACAAGAAGUUACCAUCACGAAAAUUAGAGCAAUAAUGAGUGUUAUUUGAAUAUUGAGUUCAAUUAGUUUAGAUUGAAUUUUUUCGUGUUAAUCCUUUAAUUAUGUAGUAAUUAUGUAGGUGUACCUACUAGUCAAGCCCGGUGCACUUUGCCGUGAUUUUACUUCGAUCGGUUGGCUACGAAACUCUUUCACGCCCGUUAGGUCAAUCUGAGGGCUUAUUGAAUAUUGAAUCGAAAUCUUUCUAGCCGUUUCGGAGUCUACAGGGAAAAUACACUCAUCGACUUUUUUAUUCAUGGAUAAGUGACCAAAUGAAGACAUUCAUUGCGCUCGCUCGCUCGACAGUCGAUAAUUUACAGUUCACGCCAUAUUAGUGUACAGGGCGGGAAUAAGGGGAUCGUUUAAGUAAAAAAAAAACGGUUAGUCAUGAAAAUAUCCUUGAGCCCGCGGUAUCGCAGUCGCGGACCAGUCUCACCCCGCGCGCCCCCUGAGCGUGGGGACCUCGUAAGAGCUUCGGACCCCUAAAUGAGUGCAGUUGAAUGGCUUCGAACCCGGAGAGAUGGCGGGACAUCAUGAGACGCAUCAAGUCUGCCUCCACCAACACUACAUGACGAUCACGACCACUCUGUUAAGAGUGACACGAUUGAGAAGAAGAAGAAAGUCUCGUAAAACACUUUUGGCUUUGUACUUGUCGUGGUUUUUGCGCCCCGCUUAUAUAGUGAGGGUCGGGAGCUCGUAACGUAUGACUAUUGAACUAACAAGUAUUGUAACAGUUUUCCGGUUCGUAUUUAAUAGAACUAAUGUCAUUAAUUGCAAUUUAUGGUGCCUUUUUCUGUAAAAUUUAGGAAAAAUACAAUUUACAUGUAAACGUAAUAUAGAGAUAGAUUAUUUAAUUUGUCGCUUAGAAACGAUAGUCUUAUGUAAAAAAAUAACAAAGGGAAUCAAAACGGAAUAGCCAAAAUAGGAAUAGGAAUCUGUUAAGCACAUAAAUUGUACUUUCAACCUUCACUUGAAUCAGCGCCUUUGUAGUACUGUUUACAAUAACAGUUAAAAAAUAUACAUGCUUUAAAAAAAACCUAAAAAUACAAUAGUAACGUGGGUUGUAAUAAUUCUAAAUAUGAAAAUUAAUAAUAAUUAGAAUAGACUAAGUUUUACAUAACGAUUUAUUGUUUUAUGAAUAAAGUGUUAAAAACCA
Bombyx mori (domestic silkworm) is the source of this 5342-nucleotide messenger RNA. RefSeq lists its product as uncharacterized. NCBI's taxonomy places the organism in Eukaryota, Metazoa, Arthropoda, Insecta, Lepidoptera, Bombycidae. The transcript is spliced from 6 exons. The record is from RefSeq and is a predicted model, not a curated record. Gene Ontology annotation, cellular component: nucleus. Bases 105 to 1121 code for a protein of 338 amino acids.